AUGUCUUUUUUAACACGGAGCUUUAGGUCAUGUUACCCUGUGUGUCGUUACCUUCAGACACCAAAGUAUACAGUAUUCAGCCCACAUGUAACAAGGACUUUCUCUACACCUGUGAGAUCGUGGCAUCCUGCGUUAACAAAAUCUCAUACUGAUACUCAAAUUGUUCAAAAAAAAACUCUCAAACAUUUCACCACAACAUGCAGUCUGCACCAGCUUAUCGAGAAAACGGACGCUGUGGAGACAGAAACAGUUGAUAAAACCCAGCAGAAAUUGGCGGAAAUUUCACCCCGAUUGGGCUUGGUUUACACAUGCAAGAUUUGUAACACUAGAAACAGUCACACUUUUUCUAAACAGGCAUAUCAGGAAGGUGUUGUUAUAGUCAAGUGUGUCGGUUGCAAAAGUCAUCACUUAAUUGCAGACAACUUGGGCUGGUUUAAGGAUGUUAAUAAAAGAAAUAUUGAGGAGAUCCUGGCUGCCAGAGGAGAAGAAGUGAAAAAGAUAACAGAUCUGGAUAUACCUGAGAACCUGUUAGAUAUACUGAAUACAAGACCAGAAAAUAGUGAAUAA
Molecule: messenger RNA, 567 nt
Organism: Candidula unifasciata
Lineage: Eukaryota; Metazoa; Mollusca; Gastropoda; Stylommatophora; Geomitridae
Source: the annotation of a GenBank genome assembly